This is a messenger RNA of Beta vulgaris subsp. vulgaris (sugar beet), 1542 nucleotides long. RefSeq names its product 3-hydroxyisobutyryl-CoA hydrolase-like protein 3, mitochondrial. Gene Ontology annotation, biological process: L-valine catabolic process. NCBI's taxonomy places the organism in Eukaryota, Viridiplantae, Streptophyta, Magnoliopsida, Caryophyllales, Amaranthaceae. The record is from RefSeq and is a predicted model, not a curated record. Gene Ontology annotation, molecular function: 3-hydroxyisobutyryl-CoA hydrolase activity. Bases 52 to 1353 code for a protein of 433 amino acids. The transcript has 11 exons. Gene Ontology annotation, cellular component: cytosol.
ACUGAUAUACUCUCAAUUUCCCCACUUAAUUCCUCUUUCUUAAUCCAUCAAAUGCUGAAGAUUCUAGAUAUAUCUCGAUUUUUCACUCGAUCAUCUUCUUCAUUCUUCUCUGCAAAUUACCUUCCUUUUACAGCUCUUCAAUCUUCUCUCUCUCAUCGAAGCUUUUCGAUCAUGGCUUCCGCUUCUGCUGCCGAUGAGUUCGUCAAGGGCAACAUUCAUCCCAAUGGCGUCGCCGUCAUCACUCUUGAUCGCCCUAAAGCUCUUAACGCCAUGAAUAUAGAUAUGGACAUCAAAUACAAAAGCUUCCUUGAUCAAUGGGAAGAAGACCCAAGAGUGAAAUGUGUUUUAAUUGAGAGUAGUUCACCUCGUGCAUUUUGUGCUGGAAUGGAUAUUAAAGGCGUUGUUGCCGAACUCCAAAAGGACAAAAGUGGUGAUGUGAAGCAGAUCAUUACAAAUAACAGUUUAUCGGAUGUGAUUGAGAUAUUCACUGCGGAGUACACUUUGAUAUGUAAGAUAUCUGAAUACAGAAAGCCGUAUAUCAGCUUGAUGGAUGGCAUAACUAUGGGUUUUGGUAUUGGCUUAUCUGGCCAUGGCCGUUACCGCAUUGUGACAGAGAGGACUCUUCUUGCUAUGCCAGAGAAUGGUAUUGGUUUGUUUCCUGAUGUCGGAUUUUCAUACAUAGCCGCAAACAGUCCAGGAGAAGGAACUGUAGGUGCUUAUCUUGGUAUGACUGGUAGAAGAAUAUCUAAUCCAGCUGAUGCUUUGUACGUUGGCCUAGGGACACAUUAUGUGCCAUCAGGAAACCUUGGUUCUUUAAAGGAUUCUUUGUUGGCCUCCACAUUUUCGGAGGAUCCUCACCAAGACAUAGCAGCACUAGUGUCAAAAUACAGCACCCAGCCAGAGUCUGAGCCACAACUGAAGGUACUAUUGCCUCAUAUUGCUUCUACCUUUGAUGCGAAGAAGCCAGUCAGCGAGAUUUAUGAGGAAUUAAGAAAGCAUCAGCAGAGUUCUGAUGACACAGUCGCUGGAUGGGCAAAGGAGGCCUUAGAAGGGCUUGGCAAAGGGGCUCCAUUCUCUCUUUGCUUAACGCAAAAGUAUUUUGCUAAAGUUGCAUCAGGCCUCAGAAGUAAUGAUGCUGAUCUGUCAAAACUGAGCGGAGUGAUGAAACUGGAGUAUAGAAUUGCUUUAAGAUCUUCACUGAGAGAAGAUUUCACUGAAGGUGUCCGUGCUGUCCUGGUUGACAAGGAUCAGAAUCCAAAGUGGAAACCACCCAGUGUGCAGGAAACCGACUUGCAGGAAGUGGAGACUCUUUUUGAGCCAUUGGACCCAAGUAUUGAAGAAUUGAAGGUUUAAGUGGAUGUCCUCUUCAUCUAACUUAGACUAAUAAAUUGUGUGUUCUAGAAUGAAUUAUGUAAUCCUAAUAAUUUUCAAAUUGAAAGGUACAUUUGAACUGUACCCCCCAAAACUGAUCCAAGUUAUUUAGUCUGUAACAGUGAGAUAUAUCUUUAUCAGUAUUGGAAACUUGAAGAUGUAUUCAUUUGA